Bactrocera dorsalis (oriental fruit fly) is the source of this 615-nucleotide messenger RNA. RefSeq names its product 60S ribosomal protein L37a (gene RpL37A). Gene Ontology annotation, molecular function: structural constituent of ribosome. The transcript is spliced from 3 exons. The record is from RefSeq and is a predicted model, not a curated record. Gene Ontology annotation, biological process: translation. Bases 155 to 433 code for a protein of 92 amino acids. Lineage: Eukaryota; Metazoa; Arthropoda; Insecta; Diptera; Tephritidae. Gene Ontology annotation, cellular component: ribosome.
AAUCAAAUCAGCCAUCACUGUAUGUGAGAUAUACCAACAACAUUUAGUGCUGGCAACACUGUUAUGUGGCAGCUGUCAGCGAACGAAUAAUAGCCAACUUCAAGUGACGUUCGGUUCUUUCCGGUUGAAUUUUUGACAGAUCAACAACUUAAAAAUGGCCAAACGCACCAAGAAGGUUGGAAUCGUAGGUAAAUAUGGUACCCGUUAUGGUGCCUCCCUACGUAAGAUGGUCAAGAAGAUGGAGGUGACCCAGCAUUCAAAAUACACCUGCACCUUCUGCGGCAAGGACUCGAUGAAACGUGCUUGCGUUGGUAUCUGGUCCUGCAAACGCUGCAAGCGUGUUGUUGCCGGUGGCGCUUGGGUGUACUCCACCACCGCCGCAGCUUCCGUACGCUCGGCUGUGCGUCGUCUGCGUGAAACCAAGGAACAGUAAAUUCCUGCCUGGAAACCGAACUGAUUUUCUCAGUUCAUCUAGUAAAUAGUUUAAUUUACAUUAAAUUUGGCGCGGAUUGUGCUAUACCAAAUUUUAAUUUGGUAGUGUUGUUUGGCCGCCGGCUUACGGACACGCUUUGUUGUACAAGGAAAAAGAAAAUAAAAAAGGAUUUUUUAAACAAA